Molecule: messenger RNA, 721 nt
Organism: Salvelinus sp. IW2-2015
Lineage: Eukaryota; Metazoa; Chordata; Actinopteri; Salmoniformes; Salmonidae
Gene: ccnq
Product: cyclin Q
Biological process (GO): regulation of transcription by RNA polymerase II
Cellular component (GO): nucleus
Molecular function (GO): cyclin-dependent protein serine/threonine kinase regulator activity
Source: RefSeq, a predicted model, not a curated record
UUCAAUUCGGUCUUUGAUAUUAUUGUGUGCGGAAGUGAGAGACUAGCCAGCGUGUUGGUAGCCCAGAUAAUCAUUUCAAUUGGCUAUGAUUAGCCCUAAUUAGUAGCAGACAAGCUGGAAAGAAACCAGAUAAACUAGUUAAUGCGUCUUGUUAACUACUAUAGUCAAUGUUAGUGUAACAUUCUCCAUUCUGUACAGGGCAAAGAACUGUUUAGCUAAUAGCUAACGUUAGCUAGUUAUUCUAGAGAUGGCCAGGUUCAUUACACCCGGUUCCAUGGAGGCCGUCUCACGGCUGGACGGUACACCGGGGGGGAAGAGAGGUGCUCCAGCCUUGGACACUGAUACGGACUCCACACGGGAGAUUAAAACCCACUUCCGUGUGUGUCGGUUCAUCAUGGAAACGGGUGUGAAGUUGGGCAUGCGUUCGGUGCCCGUGGCGACAGCGUGUGUGUUUUACCACCGGUUCUUCCAGUGUGUGAGUGUGACGGUGUAUGAGCCCUACCUGGUGGCUAUGAGCUGCAUCUACCUAGCAGGCAAGGUGGAGGAGCAGCACCUCCGCACCCGUGACAUCAUCAACGUGUGUCACAGGUAUUUCCACAGUAGUAGUGAACCUCUGAACUGUGAUGGUGAGUUCUGGGACCUCAGGGACAGUGUGGUGCAGUGUGAACUCCUGGUCCUCAGACAACUCAACUUCCAUGUCUCCUUCCAGCACCCACACAAG